Malaya genurostris is the source of this 2595-nucleotide messenger RNA. Its product is annotated as terminal uridylyltransferase 7-like. Gene Ontology annotation, molecular function: poly(A) RNA polymerase activity. Gene Ontology annotation, biological process: mitochondrial mRNA polyadenylation; mRNA 3'-end processing. The coding region runs from base 148 to 2265 and encodes 705 amino acids. The transcript is spliced from 5 exons. The record is from RefSeq and is a predicted model, not a curated record. Lineage: Eukaryota; Metazoa; Arthropoda; Insecta; Diptera; Culicidae.
UAGAUUUAAUGCCAUUAUGUAAAUACAAACUAAAUGGUCUUUGAUUUGUAUUCAAUGUGUGUCACGUUAUAGUUUUCAAACUUGUAUUCUCAAACAAUUUUUGUGCCAAAUCUAAUUCAUAUUCAAUUUUAUUUUUUGACAAGCAUAAUGCAAGAGCUAUUUCUAAUGAAUUGGGAAAUACAUAGUUUGACAGAGAAAUUACAAUCGUAUAAAAAAACGUUGACUAAAAUUGACAUUAAAACUGUUUCAUUUAUUGAUCAGUUAACCGACACUAUUGCUUCAUUCUUGACAAAUAAAUUAGUCGAACCAACGGAAACGUGGGACGCGGGAUGCAAAGCCAUUUUCAACAAUUAUACCUUCUCACAUACUAUCAAUUGCAAGCACUGUGGACGAUCGGUGAGAACUACAAAACCGGGGUUAGUGAAACAUUUAAAAGAGCACAAUCUUCCUGAUUUAAAACAGUCAGGAAGCUCACUACCUAUUGCGCAAAAUGGCACUGCUUCAAACUCCACGAAGUCUGGUAGCAUUGGAAAUAAAAAAGGCCCUGCUUCAAACUCGACGAAGUCUGGUAGCAUUGGAAAUAAAUCUGGAAAUAAAAAAGGCACUGCUUCAAACUCGACGAAGUCUGGUAGCAUUGGAAAUAAAUCUAAUACUGAUCAUAGUAAGAAAUUGGUUCAAAAUUUAAAACAAUCAGCAAGCUCACUACCUAUUGCGCAAAAUGGCACUGCUUCAAACCCCACAAAGUCUGGUAGCAUUGAAAAUAAAAAAGACACUGUUUCAAACUCGACGAAGUCUGGUAGCAUUGGAAUUAAAUCUGGAAAUAAAAAAGGCUCUGCUUCAAACUCGACGAAGUCUGGUAGCAUUGGAAAUAAAUCUAAUACUGAUCAUAGUGAGGAAUUGGUUCAAAAUUCAAAACAAUCAAAUGCUUCAAACUCUUCAAAGUCUGGUAGCAUUGAAAAUAAAUCUGAUACUGCAUCAAAGGGAUCCCAAGAUUCAACGUGUCGAGAUCAAACGGAUUCCAAAAUUCAAAGCUCGAAGUCGGCAAAAACUACCAAAGACGACAACAAGUUGGAAAUUACGAAAAAAACACCAAGGCAGAGGCGCAAGUUUAGUCGUUCCCGUGAUGGUCUAAAUCUCGAAUCAGGUUGCAUACCCAGUUAUGAUAUAUGUUUGUCGAAAAAGAUGACUAAGUUCCUCGGAAGGCAACCAAUUGAUUUUCUGAAAGACCAGUUAAAAAUAUGUAGUGAGAUUGUAAAUUCUUCUGCUCAUGAAAAGAUAGCAGACAAUUUAAUAGAGCUGUUCAAGGAAAAUUUCCCCAAGAUGAAGGUUUAUAUGUUCGGAUCUCGAAUAACAGGACUUGCUAACAAGGGGAGUGAUUUGGAUUUGUUUCUCGACGCGGAAGAUUGCUACGAUGGCAAAAUAUAUUCCAAAACCAGACAGGCUACACUUAUUUAUUUGCUCGACGAGGUGUUAUCCAGGUCCAAGGAUUGGAGCAAGUUAGCAGCGGUAACCGGCGCGAGAACGCCGAUUCUACGUGCUCGGUAUAAACCGGAAAAAAUUUAUUGCGACAUAUCAUUCGCCAACGGCCUGUCUUGUCGCAACACAAUGUUAAUACAGUAUUUAUUUGAAUUACAACCGAUAUUUCAUCGAAUAGUUCUCUACCUGAAAAAAUGGGCAAACUUUUUACACAUUGGAGGUUUGAACAGCUAUACAAUAACAUUGUUAACAAUGUUCUAUUUGCAAGAUAAAAAACUACUGCCUUCUGUGUACGAUCUUCAAAAGGAUGUCACAAAUCAGUUGUAUAUAACACAUUGGCGCUCAGAUUUCGAUAAAAAGACCCUGGACGAGUUAGGAAUUCAAUUGGUUCCAGAUUCGGCAGUAGAGACCUACUUGCUAGGAUUUUUCACGUUCUAUGGGACGCGCUUCUGUUUUGAAACUCAGGUGGUUUGCACCUAUCUAGGAUGGUCCCCACAGAAAAGAGUUUUUGACCCAGAAGAGCAAAAAGUUCCUGAGCAAAUGGAAUCGUUGCGUGAUUACUACAAAUUGGGAGGUUCUGAGAGAGAAGUUUUAGCGUAUACUAAACCGAUUGUUGUUCAGGAUCCAUUCGAUUUGAUCCAUAAUGUGGCAAAGGGUAUUAGUCCAACCAAUGCCAGUAAAUUACGGUAUUAUUGCGCUAAGACGGCACAAUUACUAGAUGAAAAACAUACUCAAAUAAGUAAUAAUAAUAAUAAUAAUAAUAACAGUGUUCUAGAAAACGGCUUAUGAAACAAUGCUUUUAUAACAAAUAAUUUUAUUGCAACUGAUUAAAUUCAUCUUUAAGUAAAGACACACAUCAUUUCAUUCGAAAUCUUGUUAUUUUAUAUCAUUUUCUUGUGUUUCGCAUUAGUAACGCAAAUUAACUGUCUUACUUUUUUGUGUGCGCCGAAACAACAGAUUGUGAUCAUUUAUUUUAAAGCUUCCUAGAAUCAAAGAACCAUUGCAGUUAAGAUUGGGGAGCUGAUAUUAGCAUUGUAAAUCGGAUUAUUAGAACCCAUAGAACUUUACCCAUUAUCAUAAACAUACACAAUUUAAACAAACAAAAAAAAUAAGCUCUAA